CUCGUCUCAUCCUCCUCAAAUGGGGGCUGUUGUUUCUCGGAAUGCGUCUUGGUGCCUAAUGGCAGGGUUCGGCACAGGCUUCGACGGGACCAUGGUUGCAUAGGCGAUGGCCUGCCGGCCUGCCUCUGCCUCCAGUUUCGCCUUAAAAGGAGCGCCAACCUGGAGAGUGCGGGGCUUUGCUUCAAGGGUCGAUCGAAGAGCAUCACUACUUCACACAGGAGGGAUGAGAGGAGAGCAAAAGGGAGCUGAGCGUUUCUAAGCAACAACAGCGGCAACAGACGAUGGGCUACAAGAUCCCCGGGGCAGCGAUGGACCGCGUGAGCCUGCUAUGGCGACUGCGGCGUCGCGCCCGCCGCGGCGCUCUUUGUAUGGCGUUCUUCUGCGUCUCCAUGGCGAUGCUCUACGCCUUGUGUGCCGAGAACAGCGUGCCCGUCACCGACGCCAUUUUCGGCGCACGGGCGCGGACCCGGGCCCAGCCUCGCACGCACUCCGUCGUUAAGGUGCUGCGAGGCAGCGCCAAGAUGGCGUACGUGGACCCCAAAAAGCUUCCCGGUGUGGUCCUCGGAAACCCGCACCACCCUAUCCCUGUGCUCUCCUCCCCCAACCGCACACUAGAGCCCCGGACCCCCGAACGAAAGCCCGCCGCAACCCGAGGCUUCCUUGCGGGCAUGCUGCCGCGGCCGCUCCUGCGGGCGCUGGACACCCUCUUCGGGGUCCGCCGGCGAGGCCGGACCAGUGGCGGCGACGCCGAGUUGUUUGAGCCCGACGGCCUUCUUGGAAAGGUGUGGAACGAAAACAUGUCAAGUAGCAUGCUGGGGAGCAGGCUGAAGAAGGUGGUCAGCAACUAUAGGGCGAUGAACAAAUUUGGCGUGGAGCUGCCCAGUCGGGCAGGCGCAAGCGCAGGCGGCAAGCCGGCUUUAAGCGGGCCCGAGCUCUUGUGCCAGAUCCAACAGAAGGUGGAGGCGUCUACGCUGACGGCCGAGCUGCCGCCUUUCUCGUCUCCGGCUUGGACGUCGCAGCUGCCAACGCGGCCGCUAGCCUCCGAAGUGGGGCCAUUCAAGAGCUGCGCCGUGGUGACGUCUGCCGGCUCGCUCCGCAACUCCGGCCUUGGGAAAGAGAUAGAUUCCCACGAUGCCGUGCUACGUUUCAAUAGCGCCCCCACCGCCAGUUACGAGAAGGACGUGGGCUCCAAAACCACCCUCCGCCUCAUGAACUCACAAGUGAUGUCAUCAGACAACAACCACUUCCUGUCCAGCUCGCUGUACAGUACGGGUGUAUUGGUUGCCUGGGACCCCGCUCCUUUUUCUGCUAACCUCACAGAGUGGUUCAACCACACCGACUACCCAAUCUUCAGCCAGUACCUCCGCUAUAGGCGGCUGCACCCCCAGCAGCCUUUCUACAUCCUCCACCCACGCUUCCUCUGGCAGGUGUGGCAGCGAAUACAGGACAACAUGCCAGAACCUAUCCAGAAGAAUCCGCCAUCCUCGGGCAUGCUAGGUACAGUGCUGAUGAUGUCCAUAUGCGAGGUAGUACACGUCUAUGAGUUCCUGCCAUCACAACGAAAGACGGAACUGUGCCACUACUACCAGCGCUUCUACGACGCCGCCUGCACGCUAGGCGCCUACCACCCCCUCAUGUACGAAAAAAAUCUUGUCAAACGCAUGAACCAGGGGCUCGACCGUGACAUCUACACCCGGGGACGUGUCACGCUGCCCGGAUUUAGCAGCCUCGCUUGCAACGCCACGCCUGCAGGUUAAACCAAAUUGGAUAUAGACGCCCACUUCCGUCCAAUCCUUCGCAAUAAACAUGCUUUCUUGGACUCUUUCAGUGCCAUUGGCGGCGAUAGACGUCCAAUCAGAUGGCCCUUAAGAAGUAGAUUAAAACUCUUUCAAUGAGUUUAUCACUCAGACGGUUGACAGCCCCUCCCAGUUCUAAUCAAGGGCGAAGGUCUGCAUAGGGACGGUAGGGAAAAAAACAGUACCAACUUUUCAGGAUGCUCAAAUUGUCCCCACCAACUUUUAAGCAAUCUUACUUGCAUUAUAUAAUGACUUCAGUUAUAUAGGUCAUUUACAUUGUCUUUCCAUAUGUUGUAUGGAUAGAAUUGACCCACCAUUAUUAAGUGAGUUAUUCUCAUUAUGUUCAGACUUACAUGUACCCCUUUUUCUAGCUGAAUGUGCCGGUCCAUUUUUCCCCCCUCAAACGCACGUCUGAUUGGCUGAUGACUAUACCUCCCCUUACUCCCCUUACCAAGACAAACACAACCUCAACAAAAAUACAUGCCGCCUCCUCCACCCCUUUCGAAUUGGAUAUUAGAAGUCCUUUUCAGCCACCACCAGAAGCAGCCACUGUAAGUAAUGUUAAAAGACGUCAACGCUGUGGACGGUGGCGAACAUGCCACUAAUUUUCCUACUGACAGUCCGACCUGCAUCAGAGUUAGCAUAGCAUUAAACUGUGUGAACUUGUUAACCUGCAAAAUUCGAGUACACUGCAAAAACAAACCUCCUUAAAACGACUUAAAUUCCCUUUUUUCGUCGUAAAUCUACUAGAAAUAAAUGAAAUUAUCUACCAGUGCGCCAGGUAAAUUUUACUCAGAUUUCUGUAAAUAAGAAAACUAGCUAGCUGAAAGUAAGAUUGACAGACUUAUUUAUGGUCUAAUUAUAAAUUUGCAGUGUGGUUUCUACUGUUAUCGUUAAUUCAACUAUGAGAAAUGUAGUGAACUCUGCUGGAAACUACAGAACCAGCAAAACGUGAGCAAGAAGCAGGUUAGCGAGAGAGCUCCCAGGACACAGUCUUUGUUUCAUAGGAAAGUGUUGACAGUCAAAAAAAUCAUAUGCUGCUUCUUUUUUUCUUGUAAACCACCUGGUUUAGAAAGAAAGAAGGCUAGACUUUACACUUUUGAAACCAAAUACGUAUAAGUGCAUUCAUUGAAAUGUAUUCUUAUUUUCUACAUUAUUUAUUUCAAAAAAUACUUUUAUUUGCAGCCUAUGCAGGCAUUACUUUCAGAUAAUCAUAAUCGAGAUAAAAUUGAGAUUGAGAAUAUUUUUUUCCAUAGUUGCUCAACCCAUUGAUGCACUUUACAGAUAAAAAUAAGGGAAGAUGACAGAGACAACCAAUCAAAGUAAUGUAUUACUCUUGUGGUGUAGGACAAUGUAGGCUAACAUGUAGUUCCAUGUAUAGGUUAAGUAGUAUCCCCCCCACACACACACACACACACACCCACACAAAAAAAAAAAAACUACUGUAAAUUUCCUUUUUUGGAGCAAGGGGGAAUUUCCCUGUUUUGAAACAUGACUUUCUCCAACGAAAUUCAUUUUCUUUUUUCUUUUUUUUUUUUUUUUGCGUAGAAAACACACCGGCAUAUGUAUGGGAAAAUUUAGCCCUGACCCCCGUUCACCUACCGUAAUUUUCAGACUAUAAGCCGCUACUUAUAGUUCAGUGCGGCUUAUUUGUUGUUUUUUGGGGGUUUAUUAUGUAACACUUUAUUAUAAUUAUUAUUAUUACCUUGGCGGGAGACAGUCAACCUCUGCUGCCGCCUGUUGUCAAUGCUAUCGUUGUCCAACAUGCUUCCUAGCAUGCAUUGCAGCGCUACAGAGGUACGUAAAUAACAGUCAAAAUUCAUGUUCUGUGCUAAGUAUUUCUUCAAUCACUGUUCCAGUUGUUUUAUUAAUUGCUAGUUAUGGUAUAUGGUAACACUUUAUUUGACAGCGGCGUCAUAAGACUGUCAAAAGACCAUCAUAAAUACGACAUGGCCCUAUCAUGGGCGUUACUAAAUGCUUAUGACAUACGUCAUUAAGUGCCAUCCGGCAAAUUAUGUCACUAACUCCAUUUAUGUCCAGCUAGGAUCUUUUACAUCCAUUCAAAAGUGAGAUAAUUUGUCGGAUAACGCUGAAUGAUAUCUGUCAUAAGCAUUCAUUAAUGCUCAUUCAUGCACAUUCUUAUAGGGCUGCUGUCAAAUAAAGUCUUACCA
Corythoichthys intestinalis (scribbled pipefish) is the source of this 3967-nucleotide messenger RNA. It is a transcript of the gene st6gal1, whose product is annotated as ST6 beta-galactosamide alpha-2,6-sialyltranferase 1. NCBI's taxonomy places the organism in Eukaryota, Metazoa, Chordata, Actinopteri, Syngnathiformes, Syngnathidae. Gene Ontology annotation, molecular function: beta-galactoside alpha-2,6-sialyltransferase activity. Gene Ontology annotation, biological process: sialylation. Gene Ontology annotation, cellular component: Golgi apparatus. The transcript is spliced from 9 exons. The record is from RefSeq and is a predicted model, not a curated record. Bases 282 to 1757 code for a protein of 491 amino acids.